Cylicocyclus nassatus is the source of this 2075-nucleotide messenger RNA. The record is from the annotation of a GenBank genome assembly. NCBI's taxonomy places the organism in Eukaryota, Metazoa, Nematoda, Chromadorea, Rhabditida, Strongylidae.
AUGAACCUAUUGCUGCUGUAUGGAUUCGUCUUUCGAUUAUCAUACUGCCAAGUCACUGAAUAUAGGCUCAGGCGUGCCCCAGCAAUCUGGGGCGAUGCUGCUCCAGAUUAUUCUAUAGCGACUUUCGGCAGUGCACCAUAUCGAUAUUUAUAUGCAUUACUUUUUGUAGAUGAUAAAAUUACGGGUUAUUAUGAAUAUGAUAUGGUACGGGUAAAAGCAAACAUUCUUAAAGUUGUAGAAGAAGCAAACACGUAUUUCAACCAACUGCGACUUGGUGUCGUUGUUGUGGACAUAAUGCAGACGAUGCGAAGUAAUCUUAGUCUUUAUGGAUUUCAGGAGUAUCGACGUCAACGCCUUCACAAACUGCCACAGCACGAUUUUGCCGCUUUGAUCUCGUUUCGCUAUGCUGGUGGCCUUGCCUUUGUCGGUGGUUUGUGCUCCGAUAAGGCUGUCAUGUUGUGCGGGUUCUAUCCAUCGUCUCCAUCUGCCAUGGGUUCAAUUUUCUUUCACGAGGUGGCUCAUCUAGUUGGUGUACCUCAUCGUCCUGCCAAUUAUUCUCUCUAUGUAUCAAACUGCGCUUGCAGGGGUUCACAUGGCAACAAUGGAUGUUUGCGAAUUCCUGGGUUCGAUCACGACUGCACGGCUCAGCAAUUUGUUAACGUCAUGUACCAGAAGAAGUGCAUUCGUACAAAACCAAUCGAAUCCACCAGCGAAGCCAUCUGCGGCAAUGGCGUUACGGAGCAGGACGAGCAGUGCGAUUGCGGACUUCCUGCACUGUGUGAUAGUUGGAAUUGCCAAGCCGAGACUUGCACCUAUCGAACGCAUCCGCUUAUUCUGUGGGCCGCGUGUGUAUCGUUCGUUGCAUUGUUCUCUGUGACUUUGGCACUUAUUCUGGUCUUCAAAGAAACGAUGCUGAACUGCUUCAAACUUCAUCGACAACGUCGUGAAUCCACAUUCCGUCAUGCACGAAUUCGUGCCCUCAGUUCUAGCCCAUAUCAGUCUCGAAAACAACACUACGGUGUUACGUUGAAUAAUGAAGCCAGUCCAUCAGUUACUGCUCCUCGCUGUGCAACACUGCAACGACCGAAGCAACCUCCUCCUCCACCACCACUCAAAGCUUCAAUCACAGUCGAUCCUGGAACGUCGUAUGCUCGUCAAGUCAGUAAUCGUGACGAUAUCUCUUGGAAAUUUGAAGAUUUCGACUCAGAUGAUGAUGAUACGAGUUCGCAAAAAGUGAACCUCUCAUCGUAUCCAGGACAACCAGGUGUCCCCACUUGUCCCAGCUAUCCAUCGUUUGCUCCAAUAAACAGGGUUACGGUGGAAUUCCGUGGCUCUGGUGCUACGAUGGACACUUUGUGCACGUCAAGCGGAGGAUCAUCAUCAAGUGCUGCCUCUCUUUGAACAUCCCGGAUUUUUUCGUUCCAUUUUGAGUGCUGUCUCUUCUCUUCAACUUAUUUUUCUAGUAUUUGUCUGGUGUUGUUGAAAUCCGUACGAGUUAAGUGCGGCAAACGACUUUUAAUCAAAAAUUUCUCAGCUUUUUUCGUCAAAAGCCAAUUCACGAAUUUGAUUCGCCUCUACACUUAUUAAUAUAUUAUUUUUGGGUUUUGUUUUUCUUUCACUGGGUGCUUGCCAAUGCUAAGUCCUUCUAAGCCUAAUUUAUGCACUGCGAAGUGAAAAAAACGUAUCCUCAUUGCCAAUGCUCUCUUCUUGAUUUGCUCUUUCAGUUAAUUGGAUCAAAACCUUGGAAGAAUCUUUAUCUAUGUAAGCAGAAUUUUGGAAAUGAGAAAUUUUCAUUCAAAACUUCCAUAGGCAUUGUGAAAAUAACUGAAUUUACAUAUCAAUAACACCAAAGGGUCUUCGAGGUUUUUCCUCCAAUGGUUUUAAUCCAAAGAAUUAUGUACUGGAUAUUUGUUGUGUGUGUACCGCGCGCAGGAGCGUAAUCGCGUCUGCUCUGCGUAACGUUGUCGAUUAUCAUAUUUUGUGUUAUUUAUAGCUGCGACAUAUGUGAGAUACUGUCAUUUUCCCACCAUUGUUCCGACAUUUUCCAUCAAUCCUGCAAAUGAAUCUCUAUUAUA